AAAAAAUGUCUCGUAAUCGCACAACAGCAUCAUCAUCGUCAUCAUCUUUUUCAUCGGAAAUUCCGUCACCAUCUAUAUCAACAAAUUAUGAAGAUAAUACAAUAAAAUUUCACUUUAAAACGCAUGGUUUAAUCACUAUUAUACAAUUAACAUUUUCAACGUUAUGUUUAUUUUAUAUUCCACAACAAAAUUUAUUAAAAGAUCCCGUAGAAAGUUUAAAGUCAACUAAUUUAUUAUUAUUUUUCGUUCAAUUUAUAAUUGAAACUAUUCGUUGGUUAAUUUAUUUAUAUUAUGAUUCUAGUAAUGGUGGUUAUGAAACUAGAAAAAAUUCAAAAGUUUUUCUGAUAAAUUUCGUAAAAAAUAAAGGACAGAAUUUUAUUGUAGCAUUGCUUUUAACUGCCUUUGCUGUUUUCGUAUUACAUAUUGUGGCUAUUUUAUUCGGUGCUUCUUUAAUUCAUAACGCACAAAAAACAUUGAUGUUCGCAGUAUAUGUAUCAUUAUUAGGAAUAUUUCCUCCGGCUGUUGCUUUUAAAAAUCAUACUCCUUAUUGGUCAAGAGUAUUUUCUGAUUUCUGUCCUGAAACAAUUCCAGAAAAGAUGGUUUAUUAUCCAACUGUUGGUACGAUAAUAGGUGCAUGGGCGGGUGCUAUAGUUAUACCAUUGGAUUGGGAUAGACCAUGGCAGGAAUGGCCUAUUUCUUGUGUGAUUAGUGCUUACAUCGGUCAUGUAAUUGGAAGUAUUAUAGCGUUAAUAGUUUGUUCUUUUAAUCCUGAAAGUUCUACUUUACAAAAGAAGAGGGAGUAAAAUUAUGAUCGAUUAAUGGAUGGAUUUAAUUACUUUAAUUUUUCACGAUCUUAUAAUUUCUUAAUUUCGUUAAAAAACAAAAAAGAUUUUCCAAAUAAACUUUACCUAUUUCAAAGAAGCACAAAUAUUUUCGAUGAAGUUAUUUUUACUUUAUAAUUUACAUUUAUUAUCAUUUGAUUAAAUUUUGUUAGUUGCAAUUCUAAUAAUUUAUUAAACUAAUUUAUGCGAUUUUGAUGGAACAUCAUCAUAUUAUACUAGUUACUUCCUCCGUAAUAUAGUCAUCGUUUAAUUGUAGAAGAACUAAAGUUGAUUGUAAAUUUUCUUGAAUAUAUUUAAGACCAUGGUAGUGCAACGAUAGUGCGAUUAUAUUUUUAUAUUGUAAUUAAAUAAAUGUCCGUUACAGAUUUAUCACGAAUAUCUUG
Molecule: messenger RNA, 1225 nt
Organism: Rhizophagus irregularis DAOM 181602=DAOM 197198
Lineage: Eukaryota; Fungi; Glomeromycota; Glomeromycetes; Glomerales; Glomeraceae
Biological process (GO): GPI anchor biosynthetic process
Cellular component (GO): endoplasmic reticulum membrane
Source: RefSeq, a predicted model, not a curated record